AUGCCGGAGGGAGCGGAGGCAGCCCCCCCGCCGAUGCCGGCCAAGGAGGAGGCUCGCCCCCCGCCCGAGGGGGCCAGCUGUGAGCCCGGCCCCGCCGCCGCCGCCCCCCCCGGCUCUCCGUGCCGCCCCCCGCCCGCGGACCCGCUGGACACGCGCAUCGUGAUGGGCGAGGAGACGCGCUGCGCCCCGCCCGAGCCGCGGGGGGGGCCCCCCGUGCCUUGUCCCUUCCCCGCGCCCCCCAAGGAGCCCCCCCCGGGCCGCCCCCCCGCGCUGGACCCCGAGCUCUUCUUCACGGCGCCCUCGACGCCGGUGCGGGCGGGGGGGGCGCGGCCGGUGCCCCCCGAGGAGCCGACGGACGGGGACAGCGAGGGGCUCUGCUCGCCCCCCACGUCCCCCUCGGGCUCCUACAUGACGGCCGAGGGCGGCAGCUGGGGCUCCUCGGGCACCGCCAGCACCUCCCCGUCCUGCUCCCCCAACCUGGCGGCCGAGGCCGAAGGCCUGGGUGAGGCUGAGGGCGAGGCCGAAGGGCUGGGGGGGGCCCUGGGGCUGCCCCCCGGCCUGGGAGACCCCCCGGCCUUCCCCCCGCUGUCCCCCGAGGAGGAGGAUGACGAUGUGGAUGAUGACGACGAGGACGGUCCCUUCGCGCCGCCGGGCUGUGCGGACGACGAGGACGAGGAUGAUGAUGAUGAUGAGGACGGGCAGACGCCGGAGGAGGAGGAGGAGGAUGAGGGCUCGGGGCUGAUCCCGGCGGCGCUGCUCCCGUUCCGCGGCAGCCUCCUCUUCCAGGCCGAGGCCGUGGAGAUCUCACCCCGGGCCGCCCCCGAGGAGGAGGAGGAGGAUGAAGGCAGCACCUCGGCGUCCUUCCUGCGCUCGCUGUCCGAGAGCUCCAUCCCCGAGGGGGGGGACGAGGCCUUCGCCUUCCGCGACGACACCGACGCCUCCUCGGACUCGGCCGCCUACGACGGGGACGAGGACGAGCGGCUCUACGGCAGCGAGCGGCACGCGGGGGACACCGCGACACCCCCGGGGACGCCCCCGGGCUCCCCCGCGCCCCCCGGCGUGGAGCUGCACCUCCGGGCCGGGUCCCCAUGUCACCCCCCCGCUCCCGGAUCCCCGGGGACACCCCCGGCACCCCCCGGAGGGGACGCGCAGCUGGACGGCGACGCCUUUGUCCCCAUCACCGGGGCGUGGCCCCCGGCCGAGCCCCCCGAGGAGGCGGCGGCAGCCGCUGAAGGUUCUGGAGCCGCGCAGGGACCGUGCCCCGAGCUGGCAGGGACCGGCCCUGUCCCCCAGGCCCUGGGGCUCUGUGCCAGGGACACCCAGAGCCACCAGCUGGGGGGCACCAAUGGGGAGCCCCAGGACGGCCCUGGCGGUGACAGUGAUGGUGACAACGACCUUGAGCUCAGCACAGGGACAGUGGGGAGCGCUGACGGCCACAGCGAGCUGGGAUCUGCAGCCACCACCCUGGGGACACCAGUGACACCGACCCCCCUGGAUCAGAUGGACACUGCAGACAAUGACGUGGUGGCACCAGUGACACCCAGCCUGAUGGACUCGGUGGACGCCGACCUGGUGGCACCAGUGACACCAACCCCACUGGACGAGAUGGAUGCUGCAGCCCCCAGCCCGGUGACACCCAGCCCACCUGACACUGACGUGGUGACACCAGGGACACCAACCCCGCUGGACACUGCGGACAGCGAUGUGGUGACAGCCAGCCUGAUGGACAGCACAGCCACCAGCCUGGUGGCACCCAGCCCGUUGGAUGCUGCAGCCCCUGAUGUCGUGGCAUUGGUGACACAAAGGCCACCAGAUGAGCCUGACAGUGUGGCCACCAGCCUGGUGACACCAGUGACACCCAGCCCACCAGAUGAGCCGGACAGUGUGGCCACCAGCCUGGUGACACCAGUGACACCCAGCCCACCAGAUGAGCCAGACAGUGUGGCCACCAGCCUGGUGACAACAGUGACAACAAGCCCUCCAGAUGAGCCGGACAGUGUGGCCACCAGCCUGGUGACAACAGUGACAACAAGCCCUCCAGAUGAGCCGGACAGUGUGGCCACCAGCCUGGUGACAACAGUGACAACAAGCCCACCAGAUGAGCCGGACAGUGUGGCCACCAGCCUGGUGACAACAAGCCCACCAGAUGAGCUGGACACUGUGGCCACCAGCCUGGUGACAACGGUGACACCAAGCUCCCCAGAUGAGCCAGAGGACACCAUGGCCACGGACCUGGUGACACCAACCCCACCGGUGACAGCCAGCCCCCCAGAUGAGCCCGACACUGUGGCCACCAGCCUGGUGACACCAGUGACACCAAGCCCACCGCAUGAGCUGGAUAUCACGGCCACUGACCUGGUGACAGAGGUGACACCCAGCCCGCUGGACAAGAUGGAAGUUGUGGACACUGUCCUGGUGACACCAGUGACACCCACCCUGAUGGCCACUGCAGCCACCAGCCUGGUGACAUCAGUGACACCACCCUCCCUGGAUGAGAGUAGCACUGCGGCCACCGACCUGGUGACAUCGGUGACACCUGCCCUGAUGGACACCAUGGACGCUGCCCCAGUGACCCCGAGCGUGAUGGACACCACGGACACCAGACCGGUGACAUCGGUGACACCAAGCCCCCAGGACGAGACAGCCACCGUGACCCCCGGCUCCAUGGCCCCUGUGACCACUGAGACGGGCACCAUGACCGCCACUGCAGUGACCCCCGACUUGAAGGACCCCGUGACCCCUGCUGUGGUGACCCCCAGCCCCCCGGUCGCUGUCCCUGCCCCGUGUCCCCCUGCCCGGGCCGUGUCCCCCGUGGCGCUGGCAGCCGGGGUGGCCCCGUCCCACGAGUCCCCCGCGUGUCCCCUGGCACAGGCGCCGCUGUCACAGCCCCCCGGGGAUGUCCCUGAGGAGCGGGGGGACGCGGCCACCGCCUCGGCCGAGGGUUUGUCCCCGGCGCUGCCGGACACGUCCCGCACCGGCUCCGGCUUUGUCACCGUCCCCGAGGGGGGAGAGUUCACGGCCUCGGAGCGGGAGGUGUUCGUGGGGACCCCCCCGGCCCCCCCCGAGCUGCUGCCACCACCCGGUGCCUUUUCGGGGCGCGGGGCCGGCCCGGGGGUCACCGCCCAGCUCCGGGGGGCCCCGGGGCUGCCGCCCCCCGCCCCAGAGGAGCCCCCCGCCCCCCGGCCGGGCCCUGAGCCCCCCGGCCACGCUGCAGGGGACACCGAUGCCAAAGUCCCCCCGAGUCCCCCCGGGGCCCCCCCCGAGCAGCAGGAGGAAGAGGAGGCCGUGGGGGGGGUCGCCCCCAGCCCCCUGCCCGCUGCGGGGCCCCCUCCUGAGCCCCCCUGCCCUGCACCCCCCAAACUCAGCCAAGUGCCUCCUCCCAGCCCCCCCAGGCCCGCCCCCGGCCAGGAGCCCCCCCCGGGGCUGCCCCUCUCCAGGAAGCACCUCGAAGGGUCUGGGAACGAGUCCGAGAGCAACGACGAGUCCAUCCCGGAGCUGGAGGAGCCCGAGGGCUCGGAGCUGCCCCCUGCCCAGCCCCAGGUGCCCCUCGGCCACGGCCUCGGGCCCGGGGAGGAGCCGCUCAGCAAAGCCAAGCAGAGCCGCAGCGAGAAGAAGGCCCGCAAGGCCAUGUCCAAGCUGGGGCUGCGGCAGAUCCACGGCGUCACCCGCAUCACCAUCCGCAAGUCCAAGAACAUCCUGUUCGUCAUCUCCAAACCCGACGUGUUCAAGAGCCCCGCCUCCGACAUCUACAUCGUCUUUGGGGAGGCCAAGAUCGAGGACCUGUCCCAGCAAGUGCACAAGGCAGCGGCUGAGAAGUUCAAGGUGCCCCUGGAGCACUCGGCGCUGGUGACCGACGCUGCUCCUGCCCUGGCCAUCAAGGAGGAGAGCGAGGAGGAGGAGGAGGUGGAUGAGACGGGGCUGGAGGUGCGGGACAUCGAGCUGGUGAUGGCCCAGGCCAACGUGUCCCGGCCCAAGGCUGUGAGAGCCCUGAGGCACAACAACAACGACAUCGUCAACGCCAUCAUGGAACUGACCAUGUAGCAGCUGGGGGUGUCCUGGCCCCCUGUAGAGAUGCACAGAGCCCCCCCAGACCCUUCCUCCUGCCCCCCAUCCUCCUCCUGGUCCCUGGACUGCUCAAUAAAGGCCUCCUGCACCCCUUGGAUCGCA
Agelaius phoeniceus (red-winged blackbird) is the source of this 4167-nucleotide messenger RNA. The record is from RefSeq and is a predicted model, not a curated record. Lineage: Eukaryota; Metazoa; Chordata; Aves; Passeriformes; Icteridae.